Molecule: messenger RNA, 948 nt
Organism: Enterobius vermicularis (human pinworm)
Lineage: Eukaryota; Metazoa; Nematoda; Chromadorea; Rhabditida; Oxyuridae
Source: the annotation of a GenBank genome assembly
AUGUCUAGUAAAAAACCUUUCUCGUUCAAGUCAUCUGCGUUAUCUGUAGCUGCAGAUCAGCUGUGGUCUGCUAGCAAAAAAGAAUUUAAAGCGGGCGAUACCUCAGUGAAAUUAGAUCUUGGCAAAACGCUUGGAGAAAAAAGCGAACCUGCCGCUCGUCCUGCGGAAACCACCAAGAAUACUGGAUUCGUUUUUGGCUCGAAAAUUACUGAGCGGGUUAUUGUAGAUAAUAAAGUAACAAAUGAGGGUGAAAAAGAUCUUUCUGCAAAUGGCGAUACAGUAGAAGGAUCAAAAGAAGGAGAUGAGCCUAAAACAGCUAGUGCUGUUUUUGAAAGUAUUUUAAAAAAAGCUUUUUUGUCAGGUCAAGCACCAUCUACUGGUGGUACUUUGGAAAACGAUGGUGCCUCUACUUCUGUGAAGACAAAAGAAAGUCCUGAUAAAAUUAAUGGGAAAGAAACUAGCAAGCAACCAAAGACGAGCAAUGUCGUCAUAUCAACUGGCGAAGAAAAUGAAAUUAAUGUUCAUCAUGCUUCUUGUAAAAUCUAUGCAUUUGAUUCCACACAAAAAAAGUUUGUUGAACGUGGUUUAGCCAACUUACGUAUUAAUCGCUGCGAUGAUGCUGAAAGUUCUACGGAACAUCGUAUAGUCGGGCGCGUCUCUGGUAAUCAACGGGUAAUAAUAAAUUCAAGAAUUUUUCCUGAUAUGCUGUUAGAGAAAAUAUCUCCGAAACGACUGAAGUUUUCUGCCCAAACUCCUGAUUCUGACUUGCCGCUGAUAUUUCUUGCUGUGGCAUCGGAAUUUGUUACGGAGCAGCUUUACAUGGUACUUCAUGAAAUUGUAGAUAAAGCUAAGGUUGAAGCCUCAUCGAGGAAGCGGAGAGCUUCAGAUAAUGAUGACACGGAAGAUAAGAGUGCUCCUAAACGAGCGCUUGCCGAAUCGGAUUCAUGA